ACGGUCCGCCCAAAAGACCGGGAAAAUUACAUUUUCAGCUAGGAGAAAACAAAAGAGAAACUAGUCGAGAAGAAUAGUUUGUACAAAAUUUCGACAAUGUCGAAUGUUGACCAUAUAGAGAAAUGUUUUGAAACACUUAAAUCCAUAAAUAAAGGAAAAAUUCAUGACUUCGACGAGGCCUCUCAAAUUCUACAGGAUGAAGCAGAUGAAAGAGGUCUUGAAACUGAGCAGCUUAAAUUCUUGAUAAACUUUAUUAUUAAAAACAAUCUGCGUGCUACGUACCUGGUUCCUCUAAUAAAAUGUAUUGUACCAAAGAAUCGAGUGAGUGGCAAGCUCGUUGAGAGUAUGAUAGUCCAAUGGAGAGGAAAACUGGAUACUAUGCCGGUCACCGUUUCCAUAACAAUAAUACAAUGGCUCAUUGGCCUUUGGGAGUAUCAAUUGGUUGAUCGGCAAAUAAUAAACGUUUAUUACGAUCAUUAUUUCUAUGAUAUGUUGAAAAAAGAACGUCUGGAACCUCAUCUCGCCAGGCUCAUAUAUUUGCUGACAAAGCCGGAUGACGUGACACGCAGACAAGUCAACAGAUUAAUCCAACUGCAAAUGAGAUAUAAGAAACCUCGCAAACACAUCAAUGCAUUAUUGUCCCUUUUUAAGUCUUACAAACCGGAACUUGUGCCUGAAAAAAUACCGUCAAUGAACAUUGAGAGCGUAUGGAGACCAAUCCCAGAAAUACUCCGAAUACGAUUUGAGAGCGCGAGAGAACGUGGCAGUGUUCACGAAUCACAUCCUCGGGACCACUUCGAAUGGAACGUUGUCAAGGAGAGGAGAAACGCAAGGCCCCUUUUACCUUCCGUUCGAUAUUUUCACAUCGGAUCAUCUAUCUACAAGGAUAGAGAUUUCAAAUCCAUUUUUGACCUCGUUAAUUUUGACGAUAUUGGAAAGUUUCACUUUAGUGUUGAGAUGCCCUGCAAUGCGACUUCGCUUUUGGCUAACGUAGCUGGUUAUCAUUUUCUUACCUUCGCCGAUUUCGAGUAUCAGAGCAGAUUUUCAUACAAUUUGUAUAAUACGUUGCGCCGAGCCUUUCUUCUGGAACGCGGUAAAUUUUCAAACGACCAGAUGGAACAGCUGCUUGACAUGACGAUAGAAUUUUCUCGUUACAUGCAGGAAGGCAUUCCAGUAGUUAAUUAUUUCAUGUACGAUUAUUUCGCCACGAUGAGCGACGAUUAUCGAUCGAGAUUUCUCCAACUCUCAGAAUGGUGCACUUGCAUCCCCGUGGCAGAUUUGGAAAAGUUUAUUUUCGAAUGGAUACGGGAUAUAUAUUUGCUCUCCUCGCUUGAAGAAAAAUGCGAAAUCAUCGAGAGUCUGAGAAAAUUUGCUAUUAACUUGUUCGUUAAGCACGAAUUUGGAAAAGAACCAAAGAAACCUUCAGCAUUUUUGGGCCAAGUACCAGCAAGCGAUUUGAGCGAUAUCGUUCCUGUGCUUGUAAGCCUAGUUGAUGAUCUUGUUGCCGAAGGUCUUACAGUCCACAAUCACAAUACCGUCUUUAUUCACGUCGCGCUGGGUUUCUAUGAAGAAAUGUUUCGUUUAGAGACUCGGAGCACCCUUUCAACGUGUACGUUCGCAGCAUCAGCCCUCGUUUAUGGUGGACUGAUCAACAAGAGCUGCGCCAUACUUUCUCGAGUGUGUUCACUUUUGUUGAGAUAUCGUGAGAUAAGUGCGCAAAUUGCAGAACUAGAAAUGGAAAAUGAUUACGGGAAGCCUGCUCUUAUUUACGCAUAUGGCUUAGAUUUUGCAAGGACUCUUUGGGUCAAUGAACUGUUCAGUGGCAAAGACGAAGGAAUCUUUCUCAAGAACGUACCGAAUAAUUUGAUUGAUUAUUUAUCGGGAAAUAUAAAACACAAAGAUGCUCUUUUAAACAUCGAUAAACAUCCGGCUAUAAUGCCGUACAAGUAUGCUUUAAGCAAAGGCGAAAUGGAAUUAAAAACGAAAGAAGAUAUGUUAUUAGUUGCCAGAGAAUAUUUUCCUCCCGUGGGACAAUUGAUCGAACAGUUCGACUCUCAUGAUGUUAUGUCACCAAUAAAUCGUUCACACUAAUAGCAAAA
Messenger RNA from Venturia canescens, 2099 nucleotides. RefSeq names its product centromere protein I-like. The transcript is spliced from 12 exons. Gene Ontology annotation, cellular component: inner kinetochore; kinetochore. NCBI's taxonomy places the organism in Eukaryota, Metazoa, Arthropoda, Insecta, Hymenoptera, Ichneumonidae. The coding region runs from base 97 to 2091 and encodes 664 amino acids. Gene Ontology annotation, biological process: CENP-A containing chromatin assembly; mitotic sister chromatid segregation. The record is from RefSeq and is a predicted model, not a curated record.